AUGUAUAUUUUAUCUUUGGCCAUCGCUCUGGUGCCUUUGGCAGUACACACCUCAGCCAGUUUCUUAUCUGUAUUAGCCAGCCGUCCCGAACCCUCCCAGUUCAACGCAUAUUUGUCUCAGUUUCCCCGGCUUACAACUACCAUCAGCACUGUGGACAAUGCAACUCUUCUCAUACCUUCGAACACCGCAUUUACAAAAUGGCUUCAGAACACUGUUCCACCCCUCACAGCAUCUGAUAUUGAAAAUACACUUAAUUAUCAUAUCAUUCACGGCACAUUUCCGGUAGCCUCAUUUACGAACACUGCGCAAUUCGUACCUUCGUUUCUGACCAAUACUUCAUACUCGAACGUAACGGAAGGUCUUCUAGUUGGAUUGAUCAACAUUGAUGGAAAUCCACAGAUCCGAUCAGGCCUAGGCACCAACAGCUCUAUAGUCACACCUGAUCUUAUAGCAAACGGAGGAUUAAUCCACAUUCUUGAUUCAGUUCUUCGGCUGCCUCAGUCCCAAUCCACGACCGCUGCAGCAUUAAACCUGAGCUUCUAUACUGCCAUCCUCCAGGUCGGUAACUUUUUGAGUAACGAAGAGAUCAAUUUCACCGACGCCAUCGUCGAGCUCCCGGACGUGACAUACUUCUUUCCCAACACGGCGGGUGCGCUCGCGAUGUUCAAAAGCAUGUCCUCGGCGUUAACACAUCAGCAACGGGAUGCCAUGUUGGAAUAUCACGUUGUGACAGGGUUUGUUGGCGUGUCAUCGGACCUUACAAAUAUGGAGGUCAUACGUACUGUCCAAGGAAGCAAUUUGACAAUCUUUGUUGGACCGGACGGUUCGAAGUUUGUGAAUAACGUGAAGAUAAUCGCUACAGACUACUUAAUUAAUAAUGGCGUUCUACAUACUAUUGAUGGACUCCUAAAUCCAAAUAAUAUUACCGCACCUGUUUUCAGCUAUUCACCAUUGCCCGUUUCAAGGGGAGCCUUAACUGGAAUUGUCAUAGGAGGGGUGGUCAUUGUCUUCUCCAUUUCCGCAGCCAUGUCGUUAUACAUCAGAAGACGAAAACGACGUCCGACGGCUCGAGCCUUUUCAAAUCUUGAACCUACACCAACCGAGGACACUACUCAUACUCAGUCGAUAAGCGGGCCAUUAUACGAGCUGGAGCCGCAUGAAAAAGGUGUCAUUGAGUUGGUCUAUGACCCCAGCGCCCAUUUACCCGAACUAGCGGCAGUGAAGAUGAGAGCGGAACCAAUGGUCUAUCGGGACCCUGUUACUCAGAAGUGGACACCGAUAAAUCUGCCGGUGGGGAUGUAAAUGUCAUUUACUGUUAUGGUUGUCAUAGAACUGGUGGUAUUGGGCGCUUGCGGUAUUUCCUGGAUAGGGAAAGUACAUGAUUAAUCCUUUUCCCCAGAAGUAUUAGAUGUAUGGUCAUAUGAUUUAU
Hyaloscypha bicolor E is the source of this 1429-nucleotide messenger RNA. RefSeq names its product FAS1 domain-containing protein. Gene Ontology annotation, cellular component: fungal-type vacuole membrane. Gene Ontology annotation, biological process: macroautophagy. The record is from RefSeq and is a predicted model, not a curated record. Lineage: Eukaryota; Fungi; Ascomycota; Leotiomycetes; Helotiales; Hyaloscyphaceae. The transcript has 3 exons. The coding region runs from base 1 to 1302 and encodes 433 amino acids.